CACGCAGGCGCACAUCGCGUUUGUCCCUGACCGCUUGCCGUAGUUAGCUGUUGUUAGCAUCGAGCUAGUUCAACCUGUAGCAGAACUCGUACCGUCCACGUGUUGACGUUACAUUUUCAAAAUGGCAACAGAAGCGAAACGAUUCAAGGUGGAUGAAGCCUCAGAGCUCGGUCCCCUGCAGAACUUUCUACAGUGGUGCAACACGGUCAACCUGGUGCUCAGUGAGAAGGUGUACGUGAGUAAAGAGGGGACAGUUGCAGAGUAUGGGAUGCUGGCUAAGGAAGACAUAGAAGAGGGGGAACUUUUAUUCACCAUCCCCAGAUCAGCUCUUCUCCACCAGGGAACCACCAAGGUCUCUGCUCUGCUGGAGAAAGAGAAGUUGUCUCUGGAGAGCUCUUCAGGCUGGGUUCCCCUGCUGCUGUCUCUGCUGUACGAGUACACGUCCUCACGGUCCCAGUGGAGACCCUACCUCUCUCUGUGGACGGACUUCAAGACACUGGACCACCCCAUGUUCUGGUCUAAAGUGGAGCGAGGACGAAUCCUGAAGGGGACCGGUGUCCCCGAGGCUGUGGACACAGACCUGACGAACAUCUGCAGCGAAUACACAGACGUGGUCCUGCCUUUCAUCGCCAAGCAUCCUGACCUCUGGAACCCCGGCACACACACACUGGAGCUGUACACACAGCUGGUGGCCUUUGUCAUGGCGUACAGUUUCCAAGAGCCUCAGGACGACGAGGAGGUGGGUGCUGAAGAGGAGGAUGAAGAAGAGGAGAAGGCCCCCAACCCACCGAUGAUGGUUCCCAUGGCUGACAUGUUAAACCAUGUGUCGAAUCAUAACGCCAAUCUGGAGUUCACACCGGACACUCUGAAAAUGGUUUGCGUUCGCCCCAUUCACAAAGGUGAGGAGGUGUUCAACACCUACGGGCAAAUGGCCAACUGGCAGCUGCUGCACAUGUACGGCUUCACAGAACCGUAUCCAAGCAACAGCAACGACACAGCCGACAUCCCCUUCAACAACCUCUACAAAGCGGCCACACGAGGGAUUCAGUCUGAUCCUGAUCUGCAGCUGAUGGAGGAGAUGUGGGACCUGUUGAGUCAGAUGAUGCAGGAGAAGGCAGCGUUUGUCUUUGGUAAACACGGCUGCCUCACGGACACAGAGCUGCACACGGCACUCAGGGUGCUGGGCAUGUCGAGGGAAGAGUUCUCCGAUUUCAAAGAAAACGAAGGGUGGGAGGAAGACGACGAGGAAGAGGAGAAGAUUACCCUGGCUUUCUCUAACGAGGGCCUCCCAGAGUUGAAGUCUUCGUGGAAGUGGCUGAUCCACGAAGCCGCCCGUCUCACUCUGGGCUCGUACGGAGACGCUGUGGCUGAGGGAAGAGCCUCGGUCAGCGAGCGGAUGCUGAUUGAGGACAAGGCAGCGCUCGGUGGACUGAACAGCCGGCAGCAGAACGCACUGCAGGUACGAUACGGACAGAAGAGCAUCCUGAACAAAGUGAUGGAGCUCACCCAGUCAUGAGUUCACAGACUCAAGCUUUUUUUUUAUCUCAACGCAAACUACAAGUACCUGUGAAAACAUGUCAAUAAAUUCUUUUUUUCAAGAAAA
Molecule: messenger RNA, 1603 nt
Organism: Hippoglossus stenolepis (Pacific halibut)
Lineage: Eukaryota; Metazoa; Chordata; Actinopteri; Pleuronectiformes; Pleuronectidae
Gene: setd6
Product: SET domain containing 6, protein lysine methyltransferase
Exons: 9
Coding region: 122-1516 (464 amino acids)
Biological process (GO): peptidyl-lysine monomethylation
Cellular component (GO): nucleus
Molecular function (GO): protein-lysine N-methyltransferase activity; protein binding
Source: RefSeq, a predicted model, not a curated record